AUGGGGGAACACAGUCCAGAUAACAACAUCAUCUACUUUGAGGCCGAGGAAGAUGAGCUGACCCCUGAUGACAGGAUGCUCAGGUUUGUGGAUAAAAACGGACUGGUGCCUUCCUCAUCUGGAACUGUCUAUGAUAGGACAACUGUUCUCAUUGAGCAGGACCCUGGCACUUUGGACGAUGAAGAUGAUGAUGGACAGUGUGGAGAACCCUUGCCUUUUCUUGUAGGGGGUGAAGAGGGCUUUCAUCUGAUAGAUCAUGAAGCAAUGUCCCAGGGUUACGUGCAACACAUUAUCUCACCAGAUCAGAUUCAUUUAACAAUAAACCCUGGAUCCACGCCCAUGCCAAGAAAUAUCGAAGGUGCAACCCUCACUCUGCAGUCGGAAUGUCCAGAAACAAAACGGAAAGAAGUAAAGCGGUACCAGUGCACCUUUGAGGGCUGUCCCCGCACCUACAGCACAGCAGGCAACCUGCGCACCCACCAGAAGACGCACCGAGGAGAGUACACCUUCGUCUGUAACCAGGAGGGCUGCGGCAAGGCCUUCCUCACCUCCUACAGCCUCAGGAUCCACGUGCGAGUGCACACGAAGGAGAAGCCAUUUGAGUGCGACGUGCAGGGCUGUGAGAAGGCAUUCAACACGCUGUACAGGCUGAAAGCACAUCAGAGGCUUCACACAGGGAAAACAUUUAACUGUGAAUCUGAAGGCUGCAGCAAGUACUUCACCACACUCAGCGAUCUGAGGAAGCACAUUCGAACCCAUACAGGAGAAAAGCCAUUUCGGUGUGAUCAUGAUGGCUGUGGAAAAGCAUUUGCAGCAAGCCACCACCUUAAAACUCACGUCCGUACACACACCGGUGAACGACCCUUUUUCUGUCCCAGUAACGGCUGUGAGAAAACAUUCAGCACUCAAUACAGUCUCAAAAGUCACAUGAAAGGUCACGAUAACAAAGGACACUUAUACAAUGCACUUCCAACUCACAAUGGAUCAGAGGAUGCAAAUCACUCGCUUUGUCUGAGUGACUUGAGUCUUCUGUCCACAGAUUCUGAAUUUCGAGAAAAUUCCAAUACAACACAGGGCCAGGACCUCAGCACACUUUCACCAGCAACCAUCUUUAAGUCCAUGUUCCAGAAUUCAGAUGAUUCGGCAAUUCAGGAAGAUCCUCAACAGACAGCUGCCUUGAUUGAAAGUUUUAAUGGUGAUGCAGAGUCAGUCAAUGAUGUUCCGCCACCCACAGGAAAUUCAGCAUCUUUAUCUCUUCCACUUGUACUGCAGCCUGGCAUCUCCGAGCCACCCCAGCCUCUACUACCAGCCUCAGCACCGUCUGCUCCUCCGCCUGCUCCCUCCUUAGGACCUGGUUCCCAGCAAGCUGCAUUUGGCAACCCCCCUGCUCUCUUACAACCUCCAGAAGUGCCUGUCCCCCACAGCACACAGUUUGCUGCUAAUCAUCAAGAGUUUCUUCCGCACCCUCAGGCACCGCAGCCCGUCGUGCCGGGACUUUCUGUCGUUGCUGGGGCUUCCGCAUCAGCAGCGGCAGUGACGUCAGCCGUGGCAGCAGCGCCCCAACCACAAAGUACUACUGAACCCCUGCCAGCCAUGGUCCAGACUCUACCCCUGGGUGCCAACUCUGUCCUAACUAACAAUCCCACUAUAACCAUCACCCCGACGCCCAGCACGGCUAUCCUGCAGUCCAGCCUUGUCAUGGGGGAACAGAACUUACAGUGGAUAUUGAACGGUGCCACCAGCUCACCACAAAACCAAGAACAAAUGCAGCAAGCAUCUAAAGUUGAGAAGGUGUUUUUUACCACUGCGGUACCAGUGGCCAGUAGCACAGGGAGCUCUGUACAGCAGAUUGGCCUCAGUGUUCCUGUGAUCAUCAUCAAGCAAGAAGAGGCGUGUCAGUGUCAGUGCGCAUGCCGGGACUCUGCUAAGGAGCGGGCGGCUAGCAGGAGAAAGGGCUGUUCCUCCCCUCCCCCUCCAGAGCCAAGCCCCCAGCCUCCUGAGGGGCCCAGCCUGAAGCUUCCACCACAGACUUUCUCCUCACCCUCUGUCCCCCUGUCAUCCUCCUCCUCCAUCUCCUCUUCCUGUGAGCAAAGCAGACAAGCAGAGACUCCUCCAGACCCUCAGACAGAAACGUUAAGUGCCAUGGAUGUGUCAGAGUUUCUGUCCCUCCAGAACCUGGACACACCGUCCAACCUGAUUCCCAUUGAAGCACUACUGCAGGGGGAGGAGGAGCUGGGCCUGAGCAGCAGCUUCUCCAAGUGA
Messenger RNA from Pipistrellus nathusii (Nathusius's pipistrelle), 2262 nucleotides. The record is from the annotation of a GenBank genome assembly. NCBI's taxonomy places the organism in Eukaryota, Metazoa, Chordata, Mammalia, Chiroptera, Vespertilionidae.